Molecule: messenger RNA, 2810 nt
Organism: Corythoichthys intestinalis (scribbled pipefish)
Lineage: Eukaryota; Metazoa; Chordata; Actinopteri; Syngnathiformes; Syngnathidae
Gene: pof1b
Product: POF1B actin binding protein
Exons: 13
Coding region: 489-2105 (538 amino acids)
Biological process (GO): actin filament organization; bicellular tight junction assembly; epithelial cell morphogenesis
Cellular component (GO): adherens junction; actin filament; bicellular tight junction
Molecular function (GO): actin filament binding
Source: RefSeq, a predicted model, not a curated record
UGGCGAAAAGGGACUUAGUAUCCGUCGAGUAAAUAAGUCAAUUUAAAAUAGUUGUUUGAGCAUUUAUUGGAUUGCAUAAAUAAGGAAUGAGUAUACUUGACGUAAAGCAGUUUGCCUGGGCGUUUAUCAUCAGAACACAGUCUUUCAUUCCUAAUUUUAAAAAGAUGUACUGCACCAGCAAGGCAUUGAAUCAAACUGCUCGAACGAGACAACAACAAGUGAAACUUCCCUUCGGUUCCACCCACUUUCACGGAGACAACGUCGACAAUUGCCUACCGAGCAACAACAGCACCUCCCCUCGAGCGCUGGCUUCUCCACCCCACCCCCGGGAGCGACUCUACUAACCGGACUUUCCUCCCGAGUACUGCCGGCAGAGGAGGAAGUAACACCGAAAGACUCACCUCUCCUCUCCGCCAGGCACCAGCGUGUUGGAAACACUUUCAAAACUUUUCUGGAGGAAGUGUUUUGUCCGUAUCUCUACAACAACAAUGUCCGUCCAGAGCCAAAAAACUACCACGACUACUUACCGGACCGUGAACGUGGCCUCGCCCGAGCCGGUGAUCGGCGGCACGACCACCUACCGGACCUUGAACGUGGCAUCUCCCGAGCCGGUGAGCGGCAGCACGGUGCUGACCGCCACGACGGGCCGCUCGGCCUCACCGCUCCAGUAUGCCGUCAACGGCAACUACAGUACGCUGCGCUACCUGGUGCCGGUGCAGCCGACUGUGCAGCAGCAGUCGUACGUGCUCGUGCAGCAGCCAUCCGUCAUGCAACAGGUGAUGUCGCCCGUCUACCUGCAGGGCGUUCCCCGCUUGAGCGUCAGCAGUGUGGACUCGGAGCUUCUGUACCAGCAGAACACGAGUGUGAGCAGGAACUCGUCCUCAGGGUUGAGCUUGUCCUCCAGUCCCCCCAAGAGCCCCGAGCCCAGUGUGGAGGAGGAAGAGGAGGAGGAGGACGAGGAGGAGGAGGAUGAGGAAGCAGUGGAAGUAGAGGAAGUGGAGAUCGUCAACGUUAUACAGCAGAAGCCGCCGCCGGCCAUCGAGAAGAUCUCCCGCACAGAAGUGAAAACCGACCUAACCGAGGCAACCAAGAUGGACACGCGCUACUUUGCCGCGUUGCUGGCUGACGUCUACAGGAAGAACUGUGACAUCCACUCCUGUAUCUCCGAGCAUGUGUCCAAGAUCAGAGGACAGAAAGUGGAUCUCAGCGUUGACCAGGUAGAAGAUGUUGAGAGUAUGCUUCCUAAAGGAGCCACUGAGCUGACCAAACAGCAAAUCCGCUACCUACUGCAGACUCGCCUAACUGCAGAUAAGAGCAUGCGUCUGCUGCUCUCCACCUUCAGCAGUCUGCGAGAGGAACUCCUCCACAUGUCCGAGGAUCUGCGGCGUCUGGAGAACGAGAAGGAGACCCUGGAGAGAGAUCUGGCCUUCAAAGUGGAUCAGGCUCGCCAGUACGACAGCCUCCUGGAGGAGGUGCGUGAAAACAACAGACAGCUUCAGGUAUCACUGAAGGAAACCACCGCCUCCCAGCGUUCCCUGGAGAGCCAGCUCAUGAGCGCCCGUAACACCGACUCAAGCCGUGACUUCCGAAUACGAGAGCUGGAGGGACGCAUCCGAGCUCUGGAGAAAGAGAACGAGAUUCUCCGGCAGAAGCAAUUAUUAGGGCAGUCUAACAGCAGCACACUGCACAUCAAGACCGAGGAGUUGUCGCGUCAGUUCAACGAGCAGCUCGGGACCAUGAGACAGGAGAAAGACCAAGAGAUUCAGCGGCUGCGGACCCAGAUUACUAAGCUCCAGACAGAGAUCACCACCGAAAGGACUUCAUCUGCAUCGGAGAAGAGUCUCCAGUUGAAGAUCUCCGAGCUGCUCGCCAUGCUGGAGCAGCGACAGACCACCAUCACCCGACAGGAGGAGGAGAUCCGGAGGUUGAUGACAGAGAGAAACGACAGCUCCAAAACCACCAAGACUAUUAUCACCAAAAGGUACAGAAACCAUUACCCCAUCCUCGGCCUGCUGAGUGACGACUACGAGGUGACCAGCUCACCCAUUGGCGAAGACAAAACUGUUGUCAUUGAAAGAUCCGGAGAGAUUCUUAGAAGGGAAUGAGAAAACAAGAAGAACAAGUAGAUCGUCCAUCAAGUCCAUUCCAUCAAGUCUGUAGCGUAGUUUCAAUGUGGGAAUGCAACUGAUGUUUUAUUUUUAUACUAAUACAACCAUUCAAAUAUAUUUUUUGCAUUGACCAAUUUUGGGCAAACGAUGCCUAGCAUUGUUUUUGCUCAUUUGAUGAGGUUAUCCCAGUAAGGUAGAAUUGACGCUGUAAAUAUUUAAAUAUAUAUAUUUGUGAGCCGGUUAUGAGAAUAGGGGAACUUUUACAUCUGAUGCUAAUGUCUAAUCACAUUUAUUUAAGGGUGUUAUGAAGGGUGUGCAUGGAUAGAGGUGCUUUUGGUUAUGGAGUUUUUAAAAGCACAAUAUAAUGUCAACUAUUAUUUUUGGUGUGAAUGCUUUUUUUUUUGUCCACUAGGAACUAAUCUGCAGCCUGGUUAGCAUGGGAUGCUAACUCAUUAGCGAUAAAACCUGCUUUAGAAAAUACUUUUUUAAAACUGAAUACUCAUUACAGGUUUGUCUGAUGUUUCCAAAAAUGUUAUGUUAGCAAUGUAGGAGGCUUCUGUCAUUUCUGCUGUGUCUGAGAUUAAAAAACAUUUUCUUAAUUUGGAUUUGUUUUUCUCGUUGUGUGCUUUGUUUCAUUGCCUCCCGGCCUUUCCCAGUUGAAAAGGAUUAGACAACACCUGGUUGUGUGAUUUUGGCUGAUAC